Messenger RNA from Fusarium sp. VM40, 1248 nucleotides. The record is from the annotation of a GenBank genome assembly. Lineage: Eukaryota; Fungi; Ascomycota; Sordariomycetes; Hypocreales; Nectriaceae.
AUGACUAGCAUUCGCCGCCUCGCUCUCUACCUUGGAGCUCUGCUCCCUGCAGUGCUUGCUGCUCCUGCCGGCGUCUCCAAGGUUGCUAAGCUCGACUCUGUGCCCGACAAGUACAUCAUUACCCUCAAGCCCGAUUCCUCUGACGCAAAGGUCGAGGCUCACUUGAGCUGGGUCGAGGGCGUCCACCGCCGCAGCCUUGCUAAGCGCGACACCAUCGGUGUUGAGAAGACUUUCAACAUCAGCAGCUGGAGCGCUUACUCUGGCGAGUUCGACCAGGCUACCAUUGAUGAGAUCAAGAACAGCCCUGAGGUUGCUUUCGUUGAGCCUGACUACACUGUCUACCUGGACUACGAGGAGUCAUCUGAGCUGUCUGACCGCGCUCUGACCACCCAGUCUGGUGCUCCCUGGGGUCUCGGUGCCAUCUCCCACAAGACUUCUGGAUCCACCAGUUACAUCUACGACACCACUGCCGGCAGCGGCUCUUACGGAUAUGUCGUAGACAGUGGUAUCAACGUUGCCCAUACCGACUUUGGUGGCCGUGCUACUCUCGGCUACAACGCUGCUGGUGGUGCUCACACCGAUACCCUCGGCCACGGAACCCACGUUGCUGGUACUAUCGGUGGCACCAGGUACGGUGUCUCCAAGAGGGCCAACCUCAUCUCCGUCAAGGUCUUCGCCGGCAGAGAAGCUUCUACAUCUGUUAUCCUUGAUGGCUUUAACUGGGCCGUCAACGACAUCACCUCCAAGGGCCGUGUUGGCAAGUCCGUUAUCAACAUGUCUCUCGGCGGACCUUCUUCUGCCACCUGGACCACUGCCAUCAACGCUGGAUACAACGCUGGUGUCCUCUCCGUUGUCGCUGCCGGUAACGGUGAUGACAAUGGCAACCCUCUCCCCGUCUCUGGCCAGUCUCCUGCCAACGCUCCCAACGCCCUGACCGUUGCUGCCGUCGACUCUAGCUGGCGCACUGCUUCUUUCACCAACUACGGUGCCGGUGUUGAUAUCUUCGGCCCCGGUGUCAACAUUCUGUCCACCUGGAUCGGCUCCACCUCCGCUACCAACACCAUCAGCGGAACUUCCAUGGCUUGCCCCCACGUUGCUGGUCUUGCUCUCUACCUCCAGGUCCUUGAGGGUCUUACCACUCCUGCUGCUGUCACCAACCGCAUCAAGGCUCUUGGAACCUCUGGCAGGGUCACUGGCUCCCUCAGCGGCAGCCCCAACCUCGUUGCCUACAACGGUAACGGUGCUUAA